Messenger RNA from Bombus terrestris (buff-tailed bumblebee), 2198 nucleotides. RefSeq names its product mediator of RNA polymerase II transcription subunit 17 (gene MED17). Bases 49 to 1983 code for a protein of 644 amino acids. Gene Ontology annotation, cellular component: core mediator complex; mediator complex. Gene Ontology annotation, molecular function: transcription coregulator activity. The record is from RefSeq and is a predicted model, not a curated record. The transcript is spliced from 8 exons. NCBI's taxonomy places the organism in Eukaryota, Metazoa, Arthropoda, Insecta, Hymenoptera, Apidae. Gene Ontology annotation, biological process: regulation of transcription by RNA polymerase II.
GCAGUCAUUCAUUCCUCAUAGAGGCAAUUGUACUUUAAGAAAACAAUAAUGGCGUAUUCAGUGAAUAUCUCUGUAGAAGCACCAAUCGAGAAUCAAAUUCAAGAAAUUACUUACGAUGGCCAAGAAAUCUACCAAGCACCCCUUACAUUGUCUGAAAAUUUGGCAAAAAUCGCGCAAAAAAUUGACUUUAGCAAAACCAAUGGUGAAGAUGUUAAAAAGGAAACUGAGGGUGGGGAAAAGAGUGAAGAAGAUACGAAAGAUUCAGCUUCUUUUCAGUCAUCUUUAUGGCCAUGGGAUAGCGUUAGAAAUAAACUAAGAAAUGCAUUGACAGAAGUAUGUGUGUUAGCUGAUGUUCUUGCAAUAGCAAAAGAGAAGCAUUAUAUGGUUCUUGAUCCUGUGCCUCAAGAGCUACCAGAAGCAAAGACUAUGUAUCAAUUAUAUGCUAGAAAAAAAGCAUUGGCUGGAGCUGCGUCUGUCAUUAUGAUGGGCGCUGACAGAUUAAAAAACUGCCAGAAUGAACUAGCGAGAAAUAGAUCAACCCCAGAUUUUCAUAUUGAAUUACUGAGAUUGAGACAAAAUUGGCGUUUGAAAAAAGUUUCUAAUUCGAUAAUUGGUGAUCUUAGUUAUAGAACAGCUGGAUCUAAAUUCCCUCAGACUGGAAUGUUUGAAGUUACUAAGGCAGAAGAGGAAGAGAAGAGUAGUACGAGUCCUCCUGCAUCUCCAAGUCCUGGUAAUAACGUACUAGGUCAAACCCAUCCUCCAAAUUCUAAGGCUUCUGCUCUGAGAGUUACUAUUCCUAGUGAAUUACAGGGUGUUGCUUACAUAGAGGUAUUAUGUCAAAAAGACCAAGAAGAUUUAUGUAGUGCAAAUAUUAGUUUACUUAAUAACAGUGCACAUAGCUCCAAUGCAGACAUGCACUGGCAGCAAAAACUAGAAGCUGCACAAAAUGUUCUUUUUUGCAAAGAAUUGUUCAGUCAAUUAGCAAGAGAAGCGGUACAUUUACGUGCGCCUAUACCUCACAUGGUUGUCGGCAAUCAAAUAAUGGCAACAGUGUUGCCUGGGAUUCAGUUAAUCAUAGGACUUUGUCAUAGUACGGGGAAUGACAAAAAACCAGCCGCUCCUCCUCCUCAUAAAACCGAUCAUGACCAUGUGUUAGAACACUCUUUGCAUCAGCUAUUACGUGAAGUUCAUCACAAAAAUACGCAUCAUCCAUUUCCACAUCCUUCUUCUGGACCUCUCGGGCCCAGUAAAAGGAGAUGUUUAGCUGGUCCAACAGCUGCGGACAGAUAUGAGCUUUUAGAAAUGACAAAAAGUCAAACUCUUUUAGAACAAAUUAUUCAACAAGCUCAACAUUAUUUCAUGCGAUUACGUACUGAGUAUGUCUUAGAUACAAUAGCAAAGGAAGUAAAAGAUCCUUUGAUUGUUUCUCAUUGGAAUGCGUUAAAUUCUCCCACCCAAUCUUGUGUAAAAAUUAAUAUUUUAACACAUGGAUACGACACAGUAUGUCGAACGUCGCUUGUUGUUCAUAUAGGAGAGAAGUCCUUGAAAUGCGUUUGCCGAGAUGGUAGAGUAAUGCAUAUGAGUUAUGAACCUCAAGAAUUACGGGACCUAAUAUUUUGUCAGAUCUAUCAGCAUCAAAUAACAGCAGUACAAGCAUUAGCAAAAUGUAUGGGAUGGCAGUUUUUAGCCAAUAGUUCACACCUUGGUUUAGGAGCAGUUGAACCUCUAGGAAACGCUAGCAGUUGUAUUUUAGCUUCACCAAUAGGCGAUAGGAUGAUAGCUGUUAGGUGUGAACCGCAAACGGGAGUACAAGUUGCGAUAGCUCAUUCUCCUCGGAAGGACUUCUUUCCUGGACAAUUAGUGAGAGAAAGAAAGUGGGAAAAUUUAGGUGGUUCUUUUAAAGAAGUUCGGUGGGAUAAAAUGGAAGGGAAAAAUUUUUUAAACAAAAUGGAAUUACUUAUGGCUUCCUUAACAAGCUCCUAGACGCUAUCAAUGACUGAUUAGGAAUUUAAUUGUUCCACAGAAUGAAAAAACGUGACCACGCAUACAGAUUUUAUUUUUCCUUUGAUAUACUCUCUACACCUUUUAAUUGUAUAAUUGAAUUAUAGAUAAAUUUUUCGAGUGAUAUCUUGCGACUGUGAUUCACUCUAUUUUCCAAAUUUAUCUUUUUUCAAUAAAAAAACCGAUUAGAACACUCA